Clunio marinus is the source of this 2518-nucleotide messenger RNA. NCBI's taxonomy places the organism in Eukaryota, Metazoa, Arthropoda, Insecta, Diptera, Chironomidae. The record is from the annotation of a GenBank genome assembly.
GAAUUGAAGUCUUUAAUUAAAGUUGUGUUGAAUGAUAAACAAUGAUUUCAAAACAAUGAAUGUAAAAAUUUCUUUAAGAAAAUGAGAAAAAAAGUUCAUGGAACUGUGUAGAAGAAAAAAUAUAAGUAUUAUAAUUUUUCGCCAGAAUAACAGUAAAUAAGAAAAAAAAAUAACAAAAAAGGAUGUUGCACCCAAAACUAAGUGGAUAUGGUAUUUUUUAGGAUUUUGAGACAUCAUUUUUUAAAAGGCUUAAUUUUUCUUCAAACAUUUCAUCUGAAGCAGCAUUUGAAACAGUGAAUUCGAUUUAAAACAAACGACAUUAAAAGAUUCUACGCUACCAAAGCUUAAGGCAAUGUUGCAUGAACUACUGAAAAUUAUUACCUGUUUAAGCAUAAUAACAGUAGCAACAAGUUCAAAUUAUAUAACAAAACGAUCUAUAGUGAGUUAUCGGCAUGCCUCACCAUCCUUAGUUGAGAAUAAGGAGCCAUCACAGGUGUCAAGUAACGAUGGUGAUGGCUAUAAAUGGACAAAAAUAAGCAAUGAAGAAAUACAAUCACAGGCUGAGUAUCUUAUACCAAAACUAUUUAAUGUUCAAAAUAUGAAUAGCAUACUGUAUUCCAAUAUGAAGGAUGGUUACAGUGAUAAAAGAAUUUCUACAAAGAGCGCCACCAAAAAACUCAAUCAAAAGAUAAGAGGCAACGAAAACAGUAAUAGCAAAUUCAAAGCACUUAAAAGUAAUAAAAAAUCAAACCUGAUGAGCAGAUUUGAUAAUGGGCAGAGAAAGAUUAGCGUAGAAAAUAUAACAAGUGAAGAGAGCAAUGCAAUUAAAAACAUAACAGGAAGCGAUCAACAGUAUAUGAAAACAAAUAAAACCAGAAGCGUUCUGACUAAUCAAAACUUUUAUCCCGUUCCAUCACUGGAAACAAGUGACUAUCCAAACUCCUUUUUUCCAACGAAUAAAGAAGAACAUGAGCUUCAACAGCUCUUUGGAUUAGAAGGAGCUAAGAAAUAUCAAAAUUUUCAGCUUCAGCAACAGGCGAGAAACAAAGAUGAUGAAUAUCUUAAAUUAAAUGACGAUAAUGGUUUUAUCGAUGCACCGAGAAAGAGAAGCAACGAAAUUGUUAAUGGAGAAGAAAUGCAGGAUGUUUCUGGUGCAAUGGUCAAUCAGAUAAUGCCCAGAACUACAAGAAGACAGCGAGAAUAUGAUGUUCCAUUAAUACAGUGUCCACCAGCAACUGACGGAAUGGAACGUUUUGCAUGUCCCACACCAGAUCGUCAAGGACGUUAUCGCUGCAUAGAUGACCACGUACUUUGCGAUGGCUUCAUAGAUUGUCCAGAAGGAGCUGAUGAAGAUCGUCAAGCUUGUAUGUUUUACAAGACUACAAAGGCCCAUUUGGAUGUCCUCGCAGAUGCACUUCUUAGAUGGGCUCGCGGCCGAUAAAAAUAAUGUCUAUUAAACCAGGUUAUUAGCAUAAGUAUUACACACUACAACCGUUAAAAAACUGAUAUGAUGAUAGAAAAAGAACUGAACACAGUUGAAAUCUGUUUAAAUUGGAAAUUCGGAUUAUUCUUAUAAAAACACGGUUAACAUUUUUAUUUUAUUUUGAUGGAUGCUCAAUUGGAAAAUGAAAUGUAAAAAAGAAAAUAAUGAUGUAUUCAGCUUCAUUUUUUUCCUUUCCAUAUUAUUUCUAUUAGAUAACAAUUCCUAUAUGAAGACACAUUAAGAUAUGUCUCUUCUACUUACAUUUUACAAUGAUUAAAUUUUUAACAUGAAUUUAAAAAAAAAUAAAAAUAAGCAAAAGGAUGGCGUUCACGUUACAAAUAUAUGAAAAUGAACGUAUAAGUUAAAUUUUCAAAAGAUCACGUACAUAAACAUGAUAUAAAUGAAUUUUUAAAUAAAAAUUGUGCGCUUAUGGAAACAACAAGGAACCCAAAGAGUUGAUCAUAUAUCACAAAACUUAAGGUGAAGCAACAAAUAUUAGUUGUCUAGUAGCUUGAUCAAGCCCUAAGAGGAUAGAAAAUUAUAUAUACACCAGAGCCGCGUGAUAUAUGACUUUACGAAAACUUUUCAGACUUCUAGAUAUAGAUUAUAAAUUGGGCAGCUAAAUAUUCCAAAUAAAAUUUCAAUAAUGUGAAUCUUAUAUACAUAAAAACACAUUAAGGAAAAACCAAUUGAAAACUAUUUGAAAAAGAAAUAGAAAUAGAUUGAAUACUUCACAAGAGCUUUGUUUCAACAUUGAAAAGUCAAAUUUUAAGGAUGAACAUGAUAAAAUAAAAAGCAUAAUAAGGCUCUUUUGAAGAUCAGUAUCUUUUUCUGAUUUCAAGGUUACUGAACUAAAGAAUAAUUAUAAAAAUUUCAUUCGAUUAGAUUGAUUGAACUAGAUAGAAGUUGAUUUUAAAUCUGUCGCCAAAAUUAAUCACAUACAUGAAUAAAAUUAAAUGUUUUGGCAGCUGAUUCUUUCAUUUUUUUUUUUAUUAUUAAGGUAAGUAUGAUAACUUAAUAACAUCAUAUAGCAGC